Molecule: messenger RNA, 936 nt
Organism: Anastrepha ludens (Mexican fruit fly)
Lineage: Eukaryota; Metazoa; Arthropoda; Insecta; Diptera; Tephritidae
Exons: 2
Coding region: 33-860 (275 amino acids)
Source: RefSeq, a predicted model, not a curated record
GGCGAACGCAUAACUCCAAAGUGUUGUUAAAAAUGAAGUUCCUGAUAGUGAUGUUGGCGUUUGUGGCGGUGGCCACCAGUUACGAGUUUCAGGAGCGUUUGGGCGUUUACGAUCGUUCCAUAUCCAGCCAAAUGGUCACCUUCAUUGAGGGCAUCCGCGCACAAAUGCCAUGCGGCUUCCCAGGGCUCGGCUUGGGUCCAUUGUCUCCAGCGCGUCUGUCGCACCGCGAAAUCGGACUCAACUCAGAUGGCUUAGCUUUUGAAGGUGAAAUCCACGACUUUAUACUUUACGGUCUGGAUGACUUUGAUAUCGUCAAUUUCAAGGUCAGCGUUCUGCUAAGCAAAGUCACCUUCGAAUUCCACUGGCACAAAGUACAUCUGGUCACAAACUACAAAAUGGACGUGAACACCGGCAGACAAAUGAAAUUGGGUCGUAGUGGUGGCGCCAAGUUGGCCAUUGAAGAUCUGAUUGUGGUCGGUUCGGCCAAGUACAGUAUGAUUGGCAAGUUGCGCCUGAAGGAGUUCAAAAUCAGCGCCACCAUUGGAGAUGUGACGUCGGAAAUUGAAAAUUUGUCUUCAAUUAAAAUUAUCAAUAAGAAAUUUAACCAAAUUAUUGAGGAAUGGAUUAUGCUGGCGGUCAAUGAGAACACGGAGGAAAUGGAGCAGUUAUCCAAUAAGUACGUGGUGCCAUUGGCGAAUGAUUUGAUCGGUGAUGCUACUUUGGCUGACAUUAUUGCUCUGGUAAUUGGCAAUGGCAGUGGCAGUGGCAGCGGCAGUGGGGGUGACGACGAAGAGCGAACGGAGUGCAUCCCACAGGGGAACGAGCGUGCUCUGGAUGAUGGGACAAAAGUUGAAUAUUAAAAACAAAUAUAUUUUGUAAUAAGAUAAGAAUUUAAGUAUGCAAGUGGGCAUUUUUGAUGCGAACACAAACCAAAAA